ACUCGCAGCAUGGAGUGCGAGUCGGGACAUCGACUCGCAGCCUAUCGCUUCGUCGCCUACUCGGCCGUGGCAUUCUCGGUCGUGGCAGUACUCUCCAUCUGCAUCACUCUGCCUAUGGUCUACAACUACAUACACCAUGUGAAGAGGUCGAUGAACACCGAAAUCAACUUCUGCAGGGGAUCAGUGGGAAAGAUCUACAACGAGGUGACUGCCAUCAACAGCAUGCCGACGUCCAACAGGACAGCUCGUCAAGCGGAACCCAAUCCAUGCGAUGACUGCUGCGCUCCAGGACCCCCUGGACCGCAAGGACCUCCAGGAAGACCAGGCCGACCAGGCCGACCAGGAGCGCCUGGAAUGCCGGGUGCUCCAGGAAGACCACCAGCACGACCUUGCGAACCGAUAUCACCACCACCAUGUAAACCGUGUCCGCCAGGCGAACCAGGUCCACCAGGACCGCAGGGACCACAAGGUCCACCAGGACCACCUGGACCACCAGGUAAAGGCGUGGGGGUUGGCGCAGCAGGACCACCAGGACCAAAAGGCCCGCAAGGACCGCCAGGAAACCAGGGACCGCCAGGCCCACCAGGACCGCCUGGAGAAUCGGCUUCCGGAGAAGUGGUACCUGGUCCACCUGGCCCACCAGGUCCUCCUGGACCACAAGGACCACCUGGACCAGAUGGACAGGCUGGCGGCGGCGGUGGUGCAGGACCUCCUGGACCGAAAGGACCCCCUGGACCCGCAGGUCCACAAGGACCGCCUGGAAAUCCUGGAGCACCUGGGCCACAAGGACCUCCAGGAACACCAGGAGAGCGUGGAAUCUGUCCAAAAUACUGUGCGCUCGACGGUGGAGUGUUCUUCGAAGAUGGAAGUCGCCGACGUCGCUGA
Molecule: messenger RNA, 885 nt
Organism: Cylicocyclus nassatus
Lineage: Eukaryota; Metazoa; Nematoda; Chromadorea; Rhabditida; Strongylidae
Source: the annotation of a GenBank genome assembly